Messenger RNA from Camellia sinensis, 4852 nucleotides. RefSeq names its product putative linoleate 9S-lipoxygenase 5. Lineage: Eukaryota; Viridiplantae; Streptophyta; Magnoliopsida; Ericales; Theaceae. Gene Ontology annotation, molecular function: oxidoreductase activity, acting on single donors with incorporation of molecular oxygen, incorporation of two atoms of oxygen; protein binding; metal ion binding. The record is from RefSeq and is a predicted model, not a curated record. Gene Ontology annotation, biological process: lipid oxidation.
AAUGGUACCUACACUCUCUCCAAACAAUUCUCUCAUCUUCAGUUUCAUAUUCUCUGUCUGCUUCAACUUAUGCUGCUGGAAAAAAAGUCCAGGAAAGGUCAUGGAUGCAAUCACUGAUGAAAACGGGAACAAGAAGAACAAGCAUGAAGGGAAGAAGAUCAAGGGAACUGUUGUGCUGGUGAAGAAAACUCUCAUUGACUUUGAUGGCCUUAGCCCACCACUUGUCGAUCGGGUUGAUGAGAUUUUAGGGCAUAAGGUCUGCCUGCAGCUCAUCAGUGCUGUCAAUGGUGACCCCGGGAAAGACUUCUGCGGGAAAAUUGGAAAGCCAGCAUAUUUGGAAGACUGGAUUACUAAACUCACCCCUCCAUCUGCAGAUGUGUCAUUCAAUGUUACUUUCGAAUGGGACGAGGAGAUAGGGGUUCCAGGGGCUUUCACUAUAAAGAACUUUCACCACAAUGAAUUCUACCUUAAGACCGUCACCCUUGAAGAAAUUCCAGGUCAUGCCCAGAUCCAGUUUGUCUGCAAUUCUUGGGUCUACCCAAAUGAGUAUUACAAAAAAGACCGCUUGUUCUUUACUAAUCAGACAUAUCUUCCAAGUGAAACACCAGCUCCGCUACGUCAUUACAGAGAGGAAGAAUUACUAACCCUGAGAGGAAACGGAACUGGAAAGCUCGAAGAAUGGGAUCGCGUCUAUGACUACGAUUUAUAUAAUGAUUUAAGCGAACCAGAAACAGAUAAAAAGUAUGGCCGCCCAAUUCUCGGAGGGUCUUCUAAGUACCCUUAUCCUCGUAGGGGAAGAACAGGACGGCCGCAAUUGGAAAAAGAUCCUAGGUAUGAGAGUAGGCUUCCACUUCUUAAGAGCUUAAGCAUUUACGUUCCAAGAGAUGAACGGUUCAAUCACUUGAAGCUAUCAGAUGCUGUAGGUUAUGGGUUGAAAUCUCUAUUUCAAUUCCUUCUCCCUGAGUUUGAGGCUCAAUUUGACAAAACCCCAAAAGAAUUUGAGACACUUGAAGAUGUACUGAAACUCUAUGAUGGAGGAAUCAAGAUACCCGAUUGCCAUUUACUUGAGAGUCUUGGGAAAGAGAUUCCCGUCAAGAAACAAAAGGAGAUUUUUCGAACUGAUGGUGAGCGGCUCUUCCAUUUUCCAGUGCCACAAGUAAUCAAAGACGAUAAGUCUGCAUGGAGGACAGAUGAAGAAUUCACGAGAGAAAUGCUUGCUGGAGUAAACCCUGUAGUCAUCCGUCGUCUCCAAGUGUUCCCCCCAAAUAGCAAGCUAAAUCCCAAGGUAUACAACAACCAGGCCAAUUCAAAGACCAAGGAGAGCAUAGAAACAAAACUCGGGGGGUUAACUAUAGACGAGGCACUCAAGAACAAGAAGCUAUUUGCAUUGGAUUACCAUGAUGCUUUGAUGCCAUACUUGAAGAGGAUAAAUUCAACUUCCACAAAGAUAUAUGCCACAAGGACACUCCUCUUCUUGAAAAAUGAUGGAACUUUGAAGCCAAUGGCUAUUGAAUUGAGCAAGUUCCCAGAGGAAGAUCAAUUAGGACUUCCAGAGAAAGAACAGCUAGGAGAAGAGAGUGUAGUGUACACACCUGCAGAACAAGGUACUGAAGGUACCAUUUGGCAGUUGGCGAAAGCUUACGUUGCCGUGAACGACUCUGGCUAUCAUCAACUCAUUUGCCACUGGUUACAUACUCAUGCUGUAAUCGAGCCAUUCGUGAUUGCAACAAAUAGGCAGCUGAGUGUGCUACACCCAAUUAAUAAGCUUUUGCAUCCUCACUUCCGUGAUACAAUGAACAUCAAUGCACUCGCUAGGCAGAUCCUCAUCAAUGCUGGCGGAAUACUGGAGAAAACAGUUUUUCCAUCAGAGUAUGCCAUGGAAUGGUCAUCUGCAGUUUAUAAGGACUGGGUUUUUCCAGAGCAAGCACUCCCUGCAGAUCUCAUCAAGAGAGGAGUGGCUGUUGAGGACACAAAAUCUCCGCAUGGCGUGCGCCUGCUGAUAGAAGACUACCCUUAUGCUGUCGAUGGGCUGGAGAUCUGGUCAGCAAUCAAAACAUGGGUUGAGGACUAUUGCUCCUUCUACUAUAAGACCGAUGAAAUGGUUCAAGAAGAUUCUGAACUUCAAUCCUGGUGGAAGGAGCUCCGAGAGAAGGGUCAUGGCGACAAGAAAAAUGAGCCCUGGUGGCCUAAAAUGCAGACUUGUAAAGAGCUAGUCGAAACAUGUACCAUUAUCAUAUGGGUGGCCUCUGCUCUCCAUGCAGCAGUCAACUUUGGACAAUACCCUUAUGGAGGGUACCUCCCAAACCGACCAGCCAUAAGUCGCCGUUUCAUUCCCAAACCAACAGAAAAUAAAACUGAAUAUGAGGAGCUUGAAAAGAACCCUGACUUGGCUUUGUUGAAAACAGUGACGCCACAGCUGCAGAGCAUUCUUGGCAUUUCCCUCAUAGAGAUUCUGUCGAUGCAUACUGCGGAUGAGGUUUUUCUUGGAAAGAGAGACACGCUUGACUGGACAACAGACAAAGAACCAUUAGAAGCCUUUGAGAGAUUCGGAAAGAAGCUGACAGAAAUUGAGCACAGGAUCACAAGGAUGAACGAGGAUGAGAAAUUGAAGAACAGGGUUGGGCCAGCACACGUGCCUUACACUUUGCUAUUUCCAACCAGUGACGUUGGACUCACCGGCAAGGGAAUUCCUAAUAGUGUCUCUAUCUAAGAGUUUUAAUUUGGGAUUCUUUUUUUUUCUUAGCAGUGUAGUUUGUCUAAAAAUAAAAUAACUACACACUAAUAGUGAAGGUAAUGUUUACAGAAAGUUGGGAAAUGUUUCCUUAUACACAUCAAAAAUUUUAAUUAUCUAAAAAUGUUCCAUACGGUACUCUUUGUGCAUCAUGUGCACUCUCUAGAGUUACAAUUAAUAUGAUCGGAGCUAUGAGUAGCCAAUGUGGCCGGUAACAACACAAUGUGAUCCGAAACCACAUGCAAUCGUAACUGACCACAUUGAGUCAUAACCUCAAUAACACCAAAUCAUAACCAACUUUUUAACGAGGCUAAAUGACAGAUACACAAUGGGUUGCAUGUGAAGUGCAACUUUUUGGGGUGGGCAUCACAGAAUUUCCAUAGUGGUUAUAAUAUCAUAGGCAUCGAGGCUUCCCAUCUACUGUUGCAAACUUCACUCUUGUUUGAUGGCAAUCAAAGAGUUGAUGAGAACCAGAGACUUAAUAUCGUAGCUGUAUAAACACCGAUGCUUGUGAUGGGAAACAAGGAGUUGAUGAAAACCAGAGACCUACAAGCAACUUCUCCGGCCUCUUAUUAUCCUACCCUUGGUAACAUGAUGCCCCAAUUUUGAGGAGACAAAAUUUUACCUAAUUCAAAACUAAUAGUAAAACAAUUUUGGACAAGAAAAUCUUAGUUCAAUGACACAAUACAUAAAAAUUGCAUCUAAUAGGAGAACUUUGGAACCACUUCCACAGUAUUCAAAAUUAAACUUACAGCCAUUAUUAUUCUGUUUUCUGGAAUUGUGGAAGUAUCUACCCUAGUUUUCUACUAUCUAUCUAAUUUUAUUUGCUCACAUAAUAGUUUGUCAAUAGACAUAAGCACCAUCAAGAUUCCAAUCAUGGUAAUAGUACAAGCUUCCUAUUAUUAUGAAGGGGAAUUUGGUCAAAACCCACUCAUAAUAAAACUUUCAUGCAUUAAAACAAGCACAGAAAUUGUGCCUUGAAAAAGCCAACACACACCACCAUCACCAAAAUAUCCUUAGUGACUAAUUUUAUAUUUCAAAGUUUAAAAUGAUAUAAUUUUUUUUAUCUGUGUCGGUUUUUAAUAAAAUUGGUAUUUUUAAAAUCCUCUCAUCAAGAUCCAUUUUGGUCAUGAAAUUCUUCUAAAAAAAUAAUCAAAAUUUUUACUGUCGAAAUUAACAUCAACAGUAAAAUUUUAUUCUAUACAAUAAAAUUUUACUCUGGUUCAUAGUAAAUUUUACUGUGAAAUUUUAGUAGUCAAUAGUGAAAUACCAUCAUCAUCACUAAACACCAUAGUACUAUAACUGUUACUGCAACAAGUAAAAGUAUUGAAUAAAAAAAUUUAUUAAAGCAAUGAAAUAAUAAUGUUAACAGAGUAAAAUUUUACUAUUAAUUUAAAACAGAGUUAGCAAACAAAAGACAGAUUUACACACGUGCAAGCACAGAAAGAGAACUUGUGUUAGAUGGAAGCAGAAAUCAGAGGCAGGAACCAGGAAUGACAAGUAAUUUUUUAAAUAAUUAAUAAAAAUUAAAGAAUUGAAAGAGACAGAGGAUUCAAACUAGGAGUUGAUCAUUUAGUAAGUAAUUGAUAUUUCCCAAUUCAGCACAACAUCUGUAAAUAAAUUUUAAAUAUCAGAGAUGUCAUGGUACCUGUUGAAGAGCUUCAAUGUUUUAAGAAUUCUUCAAAAUUUACAAUUUCUGAGUUCAGCACAACAUCCAUGGAUGAAUUUAAAAUAUAGGACAUCACCUAAUGGAAAGGAUCAUAUCUUCGGUUUUCUUCAUCAUUUAUUACAAUAUUUUCACAUGGAAUUUUUUGGCUAAAAACAUAGAAAAUUAACCAGUGAAUAAAUGUAUAAACAAUAGAUCAUAGCAUAUGUAAGUAGAAAGAAGAGAAUAAAAAUGAAUGGACCAACUAACACGAAAAAUGGUAGAAACUGUUAAAUCCUAGGGUUCCAUUAUAGUUUAUGAAAAUUAUCAUGAUACUUCAUGAAGCAAGGUGUUGGAUCUCUUUUUCUACUUUUGCAGUCCUUGUGAUGAUAAGUUGCAACAGCAGCUUCAAUUUUUUGAUUAGCUGCAACAGUAACUUCAUUCUUUGAAUAUUUACCACAUAAGUGAAUUGAAGC